AUGCUUCUUGACUUCGCGAUCCAUACUCCUCUGGAAAGCCCCGAAGUAACUACCAAGCUCUACGCCUGUAAUCCAGAGCCAAUCAAUACCGAAAAUGACAACCAGUCCACGCCUAAGCACUGCCCGGCAACAAACACAACAGAGGCUGUGCUGCAACUCGCAUGGUCUGGUUCCUACAGCAAUGGAAGCCUCCCUGGCACUCUGGAUACUCUGGAGCAGGUUGGCAGCAAAAUCGAUCACGUGCAAGUGGCGGAAUCUCAGGCCAAAGAAUUCAUCAACCACCUGCGGAAAAUUGGGGUUCCAAAACGGACGGUGCUUCAGUAUUGUGGAACUGAUGAAUGCCACACCUUCGGAAUUGUUGCAGACACAACAGGCGACCUUGCCGCCGUGCAGGGGGUAGUCAGUGGUUGGGACAACGCACAAUGCACCACUGACUAUGAGAGUUGGGAUGAGUGGCCAUCCGCCCAGCUCAAUGUCUCAGAGAUUACGACGGCGCAAGAGACGAGCGGCUCUGUCCAUUUCCUUCGACAUCUUCUCCCACGAGCCACGUGUAAGUAUAUCAGAGUGAAAGCCGGGGACUCCUGCUCUUCACUGGCUAGAAUGUGCGGGAUUAGCGGCGAUAAGUUCAUGGAGUACAACAAGGCAUACAAGAACCUGUGUUCAACCUUAGCAGCCCGCCAAAUAGUCUGCUGUUCCAAAGGUGACCUACCCGAUCUCAGACCAAAGCCCGGGCCGGAUGGCUCUUGUGCAGCGUACAAUGUUGUUGGUCAAGAUACUUGUGCGAAGAUUGCUGCCGAAUACUCACUAAGCGUGAGCGAUCUGGAGGACUUCAACAAGGGCACAUGGGGCUGGGCAGGCUGCAAUAAUCUGAUGUUAGGAACUAAAAUGUGCCUGAGCAAAGGAUCACCGCCAUUGCCUGGCGAGAUUUCCAAUGCGGUCUGCGGUCCUCAAGUGCCUGGAACUAAAAGUCCUGGCAAAGAUCAAAAGCUGGCAGAUCUCAACCCUUGCAAACUGAACGCUUGCUGCAACAUUUGGGGCCAAUGUGACGUUACGGCUGAGUUUUGCACGAAGUCGGAUUCUAGCACGGGGGCUCCUGGUACAGCAGCACCGGGAACGAAUGGAUGCAUUUCAAAUUGCGGAACCGAUAUAUUGAACACCAAACCCCGUACUGGAUUCAACAUUGUCGCUUAUUUCGAAGCCUGGAACGAGAAUCGGCCUUGUAUGACGAUGAGUGUUGAACGCAUUGACACUACAAAAUACACCCAUAUCCACUUUGCAUUCGCAGGUAUUAUUCACGACUACCACGUCAAUGUCUCGGCAGUCCAGGACAAGUUUGAUAUAUUUGUAGGAGUCACAGACGCCAAUCGCCAAGUCUUCGCAGACAAUGUUGUCAAUUUCAUCCAGGAGCACAACCUGGAUGGUGUUGACUUUGACUGGGAAUAUCCCGGCGCCCCGGACAUUCCUGGCAUUCCUCCUGGCGAUAAGAAUGACGGCGCCAACUAUGUCAAAUUUAUCAAGAUAGUCCGCAAGGCUUUGCCUACAGGCAAAACUCUGUCAAUCGCAGCUCCUGCAUCCUACUGGUAUCUCCUAGGUUUCCACCCCAUCGAAGACUUUGAGCCCCUUCUAGACUACAUGAUUUUCAUGACUUACGACUUGCAUGGGCAAUGGGACUACGGCAACAAGUGGGCAUCUUCAGGCUGCCCCAACGGAGAUUGUUUGCGAAGCCACGUCAACUACACCGAGACCCUCACGGCCAUGAGCAUGAUCACGAAAGCGGGCAUGCCCACGAACAAACUGGUCAUGGGCGUUACUCGCUACGGCCGCUCGUUCAAAAUGACCAAACCUGGAUGUACUGGCCCGAUGUGCACAUUUGUGGGUCCGGAGUCAGCCGCGGCAAAGGGCCGCUGCACCGGAACUGCUGGGUACAUUGCAGAUGCAGAAAUGAGUGAGAUCAUCCAGGAAAACCCGACAGCUAAGAAGUGGUUUGACGACGAGUCGCGGUCCGAUAUUCUCGUCUACAACGAGACGGAGAGUGACUGGGCCGUGGAUUUGCAGUCUAUGUACUCUGUACCUAAUGCCGGCCCGUUCCCAACAUGCGACGGGAAGUAUGAGACCAUCGACGCCAUUUUGAAGGAGAUCAGCAGGAUUCCGGUAUAUUGCGUGAACCCAUACGCAAUAGCAAUCCUGAGUGAGGAAUUCAAGUCCUCGUUGGAGAAGUAUCACGGCCUUAUGAGAGAUGGAUACAACAAGAAGUUUGAUACGUACGCGAAUUAUACGAAAAAUGCGAUCUUUUACCAAAUCGAUGAUUACAUGACCAGCCGAGCAAACGACAAUUGGACCUGCAAAAACCAAUCCUAUGUGCAUUGCUGCCCUGACUGUGGUUCCGGCGGAUGUCCUGAUGGCUGUGAUAACUCUUGCGGCAAAGGCGAGUCCGGCAAUCGAAACGAGACGGUGUCAUGCCCAAACAAGGUCCCCGAGAUCACACUGGGCAACAAGGCUGAUACUAUCUACUGGACCCUCAAUGAUAAGGACGGAUUCGAAAGACUUAUCGCUGAUACGUAUGGCAUCGAUCCGCAAUGGCUUGAGUAUGGAAAUCGUCGAGUCAGCCCGGGCGUGGGAUGCGGCACGGGCGAAGACCUGAGUUGCGGAAAGUGGUGGAUUGGGUAUCCCCGGAGAAAACAUGAUAUCACUAUUCCCAAUCCGAAAGACAUCAUCAGAUCGGCAUUGACCAAUCUUACGGACUUUGAGAAGAUGCUGUCGUCGGCCGCAACAGACGCCAUGGCGAUGCUCUAUACGGGAGAAACCAGCGAUGUGCUCACGGCCUCGGAGCUCCCGGUCUACAUGACAGAGUUCGCUAUCAAGUCGAUGGAAAAAGUCGUGGAUGCAGCAAAAAGGGUCGAGCGCGACGAACAGAAGCAGGCUAUUCUUGGCUUCGUCAUGGCCUUUCUGCUGCUCGUCCCGGCCCUCGGCGAGGCCGCCGGUUCCUUCGGUCUCACGACAGUGGGUCGCAUUCUUAUGAUGACUGGUGCAGCAGGAGAUGCCGCGUUGGGUGUGUAUGGGGUCGUGGAAGACCCCAAGAGUGCAGUUAUUUCCCUUUUCACUGCCCUCAUCGACCUCAAGGGCGAGGCGGGCUUUGAGAAAGCCGCAGGGAUCAGGCGUGGCAUGUCCUCGAAGGAAAGCGCAGCCUUGGGCUCUUUAUUCCAAGAAAAGAGUAAAAGUCUGCAAGCAGUUCAGCGGGACUGUAUUUGA
Molecule: messenger RNA, 3249 nt
Organism: Aspergillus melleus
Lineage: Eukaryota; Fungi; Ascomycota; Eurotiomycetes; Eurotiales; Aspergillaceae
Exons: 4
Coding region: 1-3249 (1082 amino acids)
Biological process (GO): carbohydrate metabolic process
Molecular function (GO): chitin binding; hydrolase activity, hydrolyzing O-glycosyl compounds
Source: RefSeq, a predicted model, not a curated record